Molecule: messenger RNA, 1287 nt
Organism: Lycium ferocissimum
Lineage: Eukaryota; Viridiplantae; Streptophyta; Magnoliopsida; Solanales; Solanaceae
Exons: 2
Coding region: 104-1036 (310 amino acids)
Source: RefSeq, a predicted model, not a curated record
AAGUGCCGAGGGUAUUGAACAAAAUAAUGCCUUCUGGCUGUAUAAAAUUGAAAGUAUACUUUAUUGACCAUUUAUAUUUUCUGAAAGAUACAAUUAAACAGUAAUGAACCUUCUCAUGUCGAUGUCUCCUUUUUUUAUUGCAGCAAGGGCUGGUGCUCCUGAAAGCAGUAAUCUUGUUUAUCCUGUGGACCGUAUGUCGCUCGACGGGACUCACCAUCCUGCUCAGGGGAGUCAUGCCUCCCGGCCAAGUGGAUAUUCUUCCUCGAAUCCAAAUAUGGAAAUUCCACACUGUCAGCCACAGGUUCAAGGUCCUCUUCAUGAUCCUUUUUUGCAUUCAGGUACUGGUGGAGGCUUUCAUAUGAUCCAUGAGAGUAAUCCACAUCAAGCAUCUUCAUCAAGCCACGGAGGACAGACAUAUCAUGGGGUGGAUGGAGGCCUUGUUGACCUCACAAUGGGUAGUGGGAGAGGGCCAUACAAACGGAAGAGUCCUGGUAUACCUGCAGGUGGUGAAAGUGGCAGUAGGAGCAGAUACUUUGAUGCUGGCAGUUCAUCUGAUCUCCCUUCUGACUCUUGGCAUGAGAGACAAAAUCCGGACUCCCAUUACACAAGUUGGGGUUUACAGCCUAGUUACAGAGGUAAUAGUCUGUCUAUUGGAGGUGAAGGUUCUCAGAGGAAUGUAAGAAGCAGAACCGCAUUUGACCUGCAAAAUAAUGUAGGAAGGGCUCAUACAACAAGUACUCCUUCACAUCAUUCUAAUAGCAGUAGAACAAGCACUGAUUAUUGUAGUUCAGUGAACUAUCUAGCUUCAAGUUCAAAUUCUUCAGCAAGUGAGUGGAACCAUGCAGUCAUGCCGCCUGCUGCUGCUCAUGGGAGGAAUUUCCCUCCUGAUUCAAGCUUCUAUUGUUAUGAUAUGAACCACUAUGAUAUGGUUACCGGCAAUAUCUCUACCUCUCUAGAGAUGGCGAAUUGCCACAAUGAUUUCAACUCCAACAGAAGUUCCCUUCCUCAACAUUUGCCUGGCAACUUGCAAUCUUAGAGGGUAGUCCGAAGUAGCUACAAUCAAAGAUCUUCCCCUGCUUUUAGGGCUUCUUCUAGCUAUUUGCGCCAUGGGCAUGUUGAUAUUCAGGUGACGCAUCACAGUUGUUUGCUGAAGGUUACUCCUCAAGACAUUCACGGCCAUUGUCUGUUCUAGGAUUGCGUAGUAGCGCCGAAAUGGGAGAACUAGGGUAUCUAGUGAUAGGUACAGAUCAUUGGCUGGUGUUGCAGGUGUCCGUGAGCAACUUGCAU